GAGUUUCUUUAAAAUAGUCUCAGCUUGGCCUUCUUGCAGAUGGUUAGCCUCAAAGCUAGCCUGUUGUCUGGAAUGGAGUCCAUACUGGCUGACAGUCUCUAUCAUUUACCACUGAUAAAUGUUGGUACAGUCAUAGUCAAAGGCUGUCUUCUUCAAAAAUCCAUCAGUAUAUCUUACUUUUGAAACAUUUAGCUGCAAGCAUGAAUUAUUGCACCAAUGGAUCAACUGGUCUAAAACUGGAUUCUGGCCUUGGUCUCUGGCUGGGAUCUUUCUGUUUGGAGUUUGUCUGUUCUCCUCAUGCUUACUGUAUGUGAGUUUUCUCUGCUACUCUGGUUUAACCCCAGAGCCAGACAUGAAUGAGUGUUCAGAUAAAUGUCCAUUUCAAUUCACUGUGUGUAAGUCUGCGGCUGCCUCGUUGUGCCCUGCCUUGUGUGUGUGUGAUGGAGUAGCAACCUGUGUAUCCCUGGUUCAUCUCGUCUCUCACCCUCUUAUUGUGGGAGGUACUAUCAUGGUCUCUGAAAGGAGUUGGAUGGAUUAAGUUGGCAUGAUCUUAUUAAAACCUUCUGUCUUUUUUCUGUAGGUAUAUGUAUGGAAACACUGCGGGACACGGGUAUAGCUGAAUACUUCAGUCCUGAUGAUUUAAAAAAUGGCACGAUCGUUUGUAGAAGCAGAUGUGACCAAGAACGUACUGACGCUUUAAAGUGCCAUAAUAAGGGGACCUGCAACAUCUUCAAAGGGUUGGGAGAGAUCUGCAUAUGUGACAAAGUGAACGACAACUGGUACUUGGGAGAGAAUUGUAACCUCCCCAUACAGAAAGUUCCGUUUUAUGCAGGGCUAAGUGUGACCCUUGCUGCCCUGCUGGUUGCUGUGGUAACCCUGGUUGCAUAUGCUGUUGUCAACAAACGCAAACACACACAAAAGAAAGAUGUGAAGCAGAAAUUGGUGAACCAGUGGCUGGAUGAUGACUAUGAGUGGUCCAGAGCUGCAAGCCCAAUAGGCAAACCUGGAGCAAGUAAGAUUCUAAUCCAUACGCAUGACAGUUAUGGGUCCAA
Messenger RNA from Poecilia latipinna (sailfin molly), 1052 nucleotides. RefSeq names its product mucin-12-like. The record is from RefSeq and is a predicted model, not a curated record. The transcript has 3 exons. The annotation marks the transcript as partial. NCBI's taxonomy places the organism in Eukaryota, Metazoa, Chordata, Actinopteri, Cyprinodontiformes, Poeciliidae.